Thamnophis elegans (Western terrestrial garter snake) is the source of this 2113-nucleotide messenger RNA. Its product is annotated as pre-mRNA-processing factor 19. The coding region runs from base 196 to 1710 and encodes 504 amino acids. NCBI's taxonomy places the organism in Eukaryota, Metazoa, Chordata, Lepidosauria, Squamata, Natricidae. Gene Ontology annotation, biological process: mRNA splicing, via spliceosome; DNA repair; protein ubiquitination. The record is from RefSeq and is a predicted model, not a curated record. The transcript is spliced from 16 exons. Gene Ontology annotation, cellular component: cytoplasm; U2-type catalytic step 1 spliceosome; Prp19 complex. Gene Ontology annotation, molecular function: ubiquitin protein ligase activity; protein binding.
CUUGCUGGAGGAUUCGCGCGCGAUUCGUGGCCUGUGGCGUGGUGGCGUUUAAAAAAAGCUGAACCGGAUUACCGAAAACCGAAUCCUCCUCCACCUCCUCCUCGGCCUUCGUGUCCCCGAAGCCGCCACAAGGAUUAAAACCCCGAGGGAUCAUUAGACUAUUACAAUAGCCAUAGGGGGAUUAUCCUGCGCGCCAUGUCCCUCAUAUGCUCCAUUUCUAAUGAGGUACCGGAGCAUCCCUGUCUGUCUCCAGUCUCAAACCAUGUUUAUGAGCGAAGACUGAUUGAAAAGUAUAUUGCAGAGAAUGGGACUGAUCCAGUGAACAACCAGCCACUGUCUGAGGAACAGCUGCUAGAUAUCAAAGUUGCCCAUCCAAUUCGGCCUAAGCCUCCUUCUGCUACCAGUAUUCCAGCUAUCCUGAAGGCACUACAAGAUGAAUGGGAUGCUGUCAUGUUACACAGUUUCACUUUGCGGCAACAACUUCAGACUACACGCCAGGAACUUUCUCAUGCACUCUACCAACAUGAUGCUGCCUGCCGUGUCAUUGCUCGUCUCACCAAAGAGGUGACUGCUGCAAGAGAAGCUUUGGCAACUCUGAAACCCCAGGCUGGCCUUAUUGUUCCCCAAGCUAUACCCUCUUCACAACCAAAUCCUAUGGGUGCUGGUGAACCAAUGGAUCUAGGAGAGUUGGCAGGAAUGACGCCAGAAAUUAUCCAGAAACUUCAAGACAAAGCCACAGUGCUGACCACAGAACGCAAAAAGAGAGGGAAGACUGUGCCAGAGGAACUGGUGAAACCAGAAGAACUUAAUAGGUACCGGCAAGUGGCUUCACAUGUGGGAUUGCACAGUGCCAGUAUCCCUGGCAUCCUUGCUCUUGACCUGUGUCCUUCUGAUACCAACAAGAUCCUCACAGGUGGGGCUGAUAAAAAUGUUGUUGUCUUUGACAAGAGCUCAGAACAGAUCCUGGCCACCCUGAAAGGUCACACAAAGAAGGUCACCAGCGUAGUCUUCCAUCCAUCCCAGGAACUGGUGUUUUCAGCAUCUCCAGAUGCUACUAUCCGGAUUUGGUCUGUCUCUGGCGCUUCCUGUGUGCAGGUUGUACGAGCCCAUGAAAGUGCUGUCACAGGGCUGAGUCUUCAUGCAACUGGAGAUUAUCUUCUCAGCUCUUCUGAUGAUCAGUAUUGGGCUUUCUCUGACAUCCAGACUGGCCGUGUUCUCACCAAGGUCACAGACGAAACUUCUGGCUGUGCUCUCACCUGUGCUCAGUUCCAUCCUGAUGGGCUUAUUUUUGGGACAGGAACAAUGGAUUCCCAGAUUAAAAUCUGGGACUUAAAGGAACGGACUAACGUCGCAAACUUCCCUGGACACUCUGGUCCCAUUACUAGCAUUGCCUUCUCUGAGAAUGGCUACUACUUGGCCACUGCUGCUGAUGACUCCUCAGUCAAACUUUGGGAUCUCCGCAAGCUGAAGAAUUUCAAGACGCUGCAGCUGGAUAAUAACUUUGAGGUGAAGUCUCUCAUCUUUGAUCAGAGUGGUACCUAUCUGGCCCUGGGUGGUACUGAUGUCCAGGUGUUCAUCUGUAAACAAUGGACAGAAGUUCUUCAUUUCACAGAGCACAGUGGGCUGACAACAGGAGUAGCCUUUGGGCACCAUGCUAAGUUCCUCGCUUCCACAGGCAUGGACAGAAGCCUGAAAUUCUACAGCCUGUAGCUUCUGUUUCUAGGAUGCAAAGCUGCUGGAUCCUAUUCUCUGCUGUAAUGAAAAACUAUGGGGUAAACAUGGGGUGUUGGACUGAUGGAACAUCGUGAACAUUACAGCUGUUGAUGUCAAUUUUCUGUAGCAUGGAAUAUUGGCCUCAGUUUUAAAUACAUUUAUUUUCCUCUUUGUUUUUGAUAUAGAUCUGCAAAUGUAAGAAUACUUAGUCAAAACCCGUCCACUGCUGACUCUAGUAGGGAUAGUGGCAGAGAUGAGGAUGAAGAAAGGGAGGGGGAAAUGUGCAAAUUUUUGUAUGCUGCUCUCUAGUUUCAUUAAAAAAAAAUUAAACUAUAACAAUGCUUUUGGAUGGUAUCUCACAUUUCAAAUAUUUGUAUAUUAAAUGACAUUUUUCAACAUA